Molecule: messenger RNA, 6156 nt
Organism: Nerophis ophidion (straightnose pipefish)
Lineage: Eukaryota; Metazoa; Chordata; Actinopteri; Syngnathiformes; Syngnathidae
Gene: phf2
Product: PHD finger protein 2
Exons: 22
Coding region: 240-3485 (1081 amino acids)
Biological process (GO): regulation of transcription by RNA polymerase II; protein demethylation
Molecular function (GO): transcription coregulator activity; histone demethylase activity
Source: RefSeq, a predicted model, not a curated record
CUGGCGGCCACUACGCCGACGCCAAGUACAAAUAAAGACGAUGGGAAAAAAAAAAAAAAAAAAAGCAAAAAAAAAGAAAACUGCAUUUGAGGCAAAGCGUGCGGUGCGUGUAUGUAAUGUAGUAGUGAUGAAGACGUAGUGUGUCGGGACAGCCCCUAUAUUUGUCCUCCAUCAUCAUAUUGGAUGAUAUUGUUCCUCUGCUGCCCCCCCGUCCAUCCCGCCGUACUUGUCAAGUGAACAUGGCGACCGCACCAGUCUAUUGCGUCUGCAGACUGCCUUACGACGUCAACCAGUUCAUGAUCGAGUGCGACGCCUGCAAGGAUUGGUUCCACGGCGGUUGUGUUGGUGUGGAUGAGGAUGACGCCCCAGACAUUGACAUAUACCAUUGUCCAAACUGCGAGAAGAUUCACGGCAAAUCCACAUUGAAAAAGAAAAAGAAUUGGAGUAAACACGACACUGGGCAAAGCACGGAUAUCCGUGCAGUUCAGAAUGGCAGUCAAGUUUUCAUCAAGGAGCUCAGGAGUAGAACAUUUCCAAGUGCGGAUGACAUUGUGGUGAAACUCAGCGGCAGUCAGCUGACGCUGGACUACCUCGAGGAGAACGGCUUUGAGGAGCCGGUCCUGGUUCAGAAGAAAGAUGGUCUGGGCAUGUCAAUGCCUCCCCCCACCUUCUACAUCAGUGAUGUAGAAAAUUAUGUUGGCCCCGAUGUUGGCGUCGAUGUUGUUGACGUCACAAAACAAACUGAUAGCAAGAUGAAGCUGAAGGAGUUUGUUGAUUAUUACUACAGCACAAACAGAAAAAAAGUAUUGAACGUCAUCAAUUUGGAGUUCUCUGACUCGAGGAUGAACAGUAUUGUGGAGAGUCCUCAAAUCGUGCGGAGGUUGUCUUGGGCAGAAAACUACUGGCCUGACGACGCUUUGCUUGGGAAGCCAAAAGUCACGAAAUACUGCCUGAUCUGCGUGAAAGACAGCUACACAGACUUCCACAUUGAGUGCGGCGGUGCCUCGGUCUGGUAUCACGUAUUAAAGGGGGAGAAGAUCUUCUUUCUCAUCAAGCCCACUUCUGCCAACCUGUCGCUUUUCGAGCGCUGGAGGUCGUCGUCCAGUCACGGUGAAAUGUUUUUUGCCGACCAGGUGGACAAGUGUUACAAAUGCCCUCUCAAGCAAGGACAGACGUUGCUCAUUCCCUCAGGUUGGAUCAACGCAAUACUGACGCCGGUUGACUGCUUGGCAUUCUCUGGCCAUUUUGUCCACAACCUGAGUGUCGAGAUGCAAAUGAGAGCGUACGAAAUUGAGAAGCGGCUCAAGGUGAAAACACUCAACCCCUUCCCCAACUUUGAGACCGCAUGCUGGUAUGUGGGACGCCAUCUCCUUGAGCGAUUCAAAGGUUUACAUAAAGCAAAUAAACAGCCUGCGCCGUACCUGAUCCAUGGGGCAAAAAUCAUCAAUGGAGCCUUCAGGUCAUGGACUAAAAAACAGGCUCUCUUAGAACAUGAAGAUGAGCUUCCAGAGAACAUGAAACCGUCGCAGCUCAUUAAGGAUCUUGCCAGAGAGAUUAGACUGUCAGAGAAUGCAACAAAAGCCAUUAAAUGUGAACCCGAUUUUAAACUGCCAGUAGAUGAGCCACUAUCCCCCCAUUCUGACCCCGAAGAGCCGGUCUCGCCGGCCGAGGUCCCCUCACCAAGCAGCGACAUAGCCAGAAAGAAAGCUUCCAAACCUCCGAAACCUCCGAGGCCACCAAGCCUCUUAAAGAUGCCCAAGGCUCCUAAACCUCCCAAAAUGUCCAAGGUCAAAGAUGGAGGUAAAAAGAAAAUCAAAAAUCUCAAAGAUUCACCACCUCCACCUAAACCCUCCAGUUUCGCAGCUUUGGAGUCCCAUGCUAAGGACAUCUUGAGUAAGAUGGAGCAGCCCAAGAAGGUAAAGGCUGUGAAGAAUAUUCUGACUCUGUCAGAAAAGGAAACAUUUCAGCAAAAUAAUGUGGAAAAGUUUGAAAUCAGGGAGCAGAACAAAAACAAGACAGAAGCAAAAUGGAAGUAUAAGAACAGUAAACCAGACUCUCUGCUGAAAAUGGAAGAGGAGUGCAAAUUCGACAGGAUGUCACUGCUGGGCAAUAAAGACAAAGUCAGCUUCACAAUGGCACGCAAGAAAAUCCUGGGGGUCAAGACACUAAAACCUCAGACUAACACAAGUCAUUUUGGGGCAUUACAAAACCUAAAAGAGGACAAACCUAAGCCGGUGAGAGAUGAGUAUGAAUACGUCUCAGAUGAGGGAGAACUGAAGAUUGACGAAUUCCCCAUCAGACGGAAAAAGAAUGCCGUAAAGAGAGAUCUCUCCUUUUUGUCAGAAAUCCGAGAACCAAUUCAGCCAGCCAAAAAACCAAAGUUCCAGCCCUUGGUGACAAAGGGUGCUGAUUCCUCAGACGAAGAAACGCUGCAUAUAGACACAGAAGCCAAGCCUGAGACGAAAUGUCGCAACUCUAAGGCCAAAAAAAAAGGUGGCAGCGCUGCUGGCAUUCUUGACUUGCUGCAGGCCAGCAAGCAAGUGGGCGGGAUUGACUACAGCACCAACAGUCAGCCACCUGCAUCCCCCAGCACACAGGAGGCCAUCCAGGGCAUGCUGUCCAUGGCCAACCUAUCAUCGUCAGACAGCUUGCAGCAGCCAUGGGGCAACAAUCAGUCCCGAAACAAUAGUCAGUCAAAGAACAUCUUGCACAGCUUUCAGACCAGCAAGAAGACCAGCGGAGGAAUCAGCACGGCUGGUAGCAGUAACAGCAAGCAACCGACAAAACGCCUCUUUAAGAAACCGCAGAGAAGCAGCAGUAUUGAGAGUCUUGAUUACGAUGAUGACCAGGAUCACAUGGAUGCAUGCUUUAAAGACUCGGAUUAUGUGUAUCCAUCACUGGAGUCUGAGGAAGAUAAUCCAGUUUUCAAAUCCAGAUCGAAAAAACGGAAAAGCAGCGACGACAUUCCAUACAGCCCAACAGCCCGUGUCGGACCCUCGGUUCCUCGACAGGAAAGACCUGCAAGAGACGGAGCCCGAGUAGCCUCCAUAGAAACAGGCCUGGCUGCUGCUGCAGCAAAGCUAUCUCAUCAGGAGGAGCAACAAAAGACGAAGAAGAAAAAAAUGACCAAAAGGAAGAUAAUGAUAGAGGAACCGCUAAGGAUGUCUCAGGAUAGUAGCUCGCCAGACCACAAUGCGGACUCGCACGAUGGCAGCCUCACAGAUCACGAGUUCAACACUGGAGCAGUCAAGUCCCCAGUGGGGUCGCAGCCAAUGGCACCAGGGGUUUUCCUAAGCCAAAGGCGACCGUCCAUGUCUUCUCCGAACAGCAACACCACGAGCACCAACAGCAACACGAUGGCGAAGGGCGAGCGUGGAACUUCUGCAGACGCCAAAGCAAAGAGGCUAAAGAAAGGCAUGGCCACAGCAAAACAGAGACUUGGAAAGAUCUUAAAGAUUCAUCGAAAUGGAAAACUCCUCCUGUAGCAUGAAGCGAACUGUUGGACUGGCAAGUCCUGGACCUCUUUUCAGGAUUCAAGACAACAGAGAGCAUACUUUUUUUUUCUUUUCUUUUUUUUCGAUUUCCAAGACCAACAUCACGCAAAUAGGUUUUUGCCUCCCUUUGAACUUUUUCAGCUAUUAAAGUGUACAUAAAUUACUAUAAAUAUUUUUAAUAGAACAUGUUUCAUUGUACCACAUCCGUUUGUCAGGGAAAGGCUAAAACACGAAGCAGUCAUUCCAAGAGUUCACAAAGUAUCUUUGCAUGUAUACUCACCUGCAUGUGUGCUUUAUGGAACAAUUGUGCCAGGUGCAGAGGAUCUUGGCCAGGAUCUGACUGAUCGUCAACAAGUGGAACAAGUUUGGCACAUGGACACACUUUUCCAGUCAUCCUUUUGUGUUAGAGUUGAGUUUGCAAAGCACUAUCACGGUCCAUCUUUAUUUAUUUUUCCACUGUAUCAACGGGGAGAAGACGUGAGGAAACCUGUAAAGCACAAAGUGAAAGAGGAGUAUUGACGUCAUCAUGGCACUAGCUACUGUUGAUUACAGUGCUGUGCGGCAGAAAAAGAAAGACAUAGGAUUUUGAAAUUGGCCUCAUCCCCGCCUGCAAGUACGUGGGUGAUACUUUCUUUACUUCUUUUGCUUUCACAGGCAGCAGCCAAAUCCUAAAGCCAUCUGCAUUUCUACGACUUUUUACACAAUAGAGAAUGUAGCUUGUACACAGCCUUUCAAUCAUGCAUUUUAUAUUCUUUUCUUUCACCUUUUCAUAUAUAUGUAUAUAUAUUUUUAUACACAUAUAUAUGUAUAUGUGUGUGUGUGUGUGUGUGUGUAUGUAUGUAUGUAUGAAUGUGUGUGUGUAUGUAUAUGUGUCUAUAUAUAUAACUGUGUUUGUGUGUGUAUGUAUAUAUAUAUAUAUAUAUAUAUAUAUAUAUAUACACACAUAUAUACUGUAUGUUUGUAUAUAUAUGUUUGUGUGUACGUAUGUUUUUUGUGUGUAUAUAUAGAACCGUUUCUGUGUGUGUAUGUGUGUAUGUAUAUAUAUAUGUAUUACUAUGUUUGUGUGUGUGAAUAAUUAUAUAUACUGUACACACAGAGAGUAUAUGCAGUAUGCAGUAUGUGUGUAUACAUACAAUGUGUAUGUAAAUAUAUAUAUAUACAUAUCGAUUUACAUAUAUGUAUAUAUGUGUGUGUAUAUAUAUAUAUGUAUACAUAUAUAUAUAUACACACACACACACAGGCUAUCUCAAAGGUAUGCACAUAAAUAUACAGUAGAUAUAAUACACACAUUAUAUAAUUAUUAACCAACUAAUAAUAAAUAAUAAUGUCAAUCAUUACAUGUUAAGCUAAAACAUACAUUUAAUAACUUAUUAUAUAAUUGAUCAAUAAAAUUGUUCAUUUAUGUAAUAUAUAAAAACAACAUUCAGCCUUAUUAAUUAUAUAAUGUACACUAUUUUUACCUAUGUGGCCAGACUUUAUGGUUUUAUAUAUAUAUUUAUAUAUAUACUUGGAGAGCAUCCAGAAAGUAUUAUCAGCGCUUCACCCCCAUUUUUUUGUUACAUCACAGCCUUGUUCCAAAAUGUAUCGUUCGUUUCUUUUUUGCCUUAAAACUACGCACAUAACGUUAAAAAAAAGGGCCAUUUUUGCCACUGUAGUGUGAGUAAAAAAAAAAAUAGCAACAUAUCACAUAAUUAUUUACAGCAUUUGCAAUGAAGUUGAAAAAGUACUUUUGAUUAGACUUUGAUUUGCAAACACCUGUCUGCAGGUGAGCAGAAACCAAUAUUAUGCUGAAUUGAAAGGGCAAGAAAUACAUUUCCCCUAUUUUGGAAUAGAGCUGUAACAUAAUUAAGUGCGGAACAAAAGGAACACAGUGUGUGUAUGUGUGUGUGUGUGUGUGUGUGUGUGUGUGUUCGUGUUGGGAUUCCUGGUGUUGCCUGGAAAACAAGAGAAAAAAAAAAGCUUAAUUUUAAGUUGUUUUAUGGCCUUACAUGCUUUGUGUUUGAACAAGAGAUGGAGCUUUGAGGAGAACCUAUAUUACCAAAAGGUCUUAAAGUUUCUAUGACCAGCCUCUUGUUCAACUUGUAGUGUCCAGGAGGAUUUGAGAAUGACUUUAUUAGCACCUUGUGAAGUGUUUCCGUGUCCGUGAUGUAAUUUAUUAAUGUUUGUAGCUUUUUAUACUUAACGAUUGAAGAGUAUUUGUUUUUUUUCUAACGUUUCAUCAGCUGGUGGAAUCCCCCUUUUUGAAGUUGUCCUGACACCACAAGCGUAUGUUUCUUUCUUUCUUCCGCCCUGUCUCGCUACCGACGCCACGUUAUUACGUUGCAAUACUUCAAAAACGCGGGGCUUUGUUACCGUCAGCACAGUUGAUCAUGUCAUGUUCGAGUAUCGUCCUUUAUUUUGACGUUCCAUCUAUGAAACGUUGGCCGUGACGGGGCAGCCAAUGCCAUCUGUUGUAGCCGUCUUCCCUUACUGUUAUUUACAGUAGUAGUAUUUACAAAUCCUUUUCAACCUGAAUAUAUAUUUUUCUGUAUUUAGACGAUUUUUUUGGAGAUCAUGUCUGGCUUUUUUAAAGAUGUUUCAUUCAGAGGAACAAACAUAUUGUCUUUGAAUGAUAUGCUUGUCCGCUUUGUUUACAUUUGCAAUACAGUUACCGUGGAUAACC